AUGGUCAACAAUACAAGAAUGAUUCCUCAGAUUGCCAAUGUGCCAAUAGAGGUGAUUCGAAUUAUUUGUUCUUUCAUGAGCAAUUUGGAGAACAUGUUUGUGAGUGGAAAUGUUUCAUUGACAUGGAGAAGAGAAAUUGCCUUUCCAAUUUUACUAGAUAAUUUAAAGAGAAUUCAUUCCGAUCCUAUUGAUGAUGAGAUCACUGAUUACAAUUAUUUCAAAACGGUGAAAAUUGGAAGAAAUUUUAUUAGAAUGGAAUUGAGAAGAUUUCUUUAUGAAUUUUCAUUGAAAUUAUAUGAUUUUCAAAAUUUAAAUCAGAAUUCUAAACCUCCUCUUGCUUCUAUCGAUUGUAAUGAGUACUUGUUGGAAGAAUUUGAACAAAUUCAAUUUUAUUUUUCACAUUUUUCAAUUCCAAAGUUAAAUUUGAUCGAAAAGAAGACUGAAAAGACUGGACUCUUUAAAAUGAUUUCGAGUUUAUUCUCAAAACAACCAAAAAAACAGGAAAAGACGAAUGACGAACCAAUCAUUGUUGAUAUUAACAAGAAUAGGGUUGUGGAGAAAGAACCAGUGACUGAAAUUGUUUGUAAAAUAGCUCUCGAUGGCUAUCGUGCAACUGGAAGGACAUCGUUUCUGAAUGCUUCGUUAAGAGAUGACGCUAUUGUGAAUAAGGACUAUUAUCCUUCAAUUGGAAUUGAUUUUGCUGCGAGAAUCUUUUCAUUUCCAGAAGUGUUGACCAACAUAUACAAAGUUCAAGUAUGGGAUUCCCCUUAUUCCCAACUACAACCUGCAUAUGUGAAUAAUACUACAAUGAUUAUGGAAGUUUUUGAUUUGACAAAAAGAGAAACAUUAGUCCAUUUAAUUAAUGAAAAUAUUCCACAAAUCAAACGAUUAAGGCAAACUCCCCUCGAACUUGUAUUUAUUGGAACAAAACAAGAUGUCAUUCAGGAGAAUCCUCAAACCAGAAACAUUCCACCCAAAGACAUUCAAACAUGUUGUCUCAAUAAUUUUGGAGGAGCCCUCUGUGUUGAACUUUCUCUAACAGAACUCAAACAAGCUCAAUCAUUAAUAUGGUACAGUGUUCUUCUUCAAGAUAUUUGCUAUCCAAAAAAUCUCAAAGAAUGA
Molecule: messenger RNA, 1122 nt
Organism: Naegleria gruberi
Lineage: Eukaryota; Heterolobosea; Eutetramitea; Acrasida; Naegleriidae
Exons: 1
Coding region: 1-1122 (373 amino acids)
Molecular function (GO): GTPase activity; GTP binding
Source: RefSeq, a predicted model, not a curated record